Molecule: messenger RNA, 1653 nt
Organism: Aureobasidium pullulans EXF-150
Lineage: Eukaryota; Fungi; Ascomycota; Dothideomycetes; Dothideales; Saccotheciaceae
Product: amidase family protein
Exons: 5
Coding region: 1-1653 (550 amino acids)
Source: RefSeq, a predicted model, not a curated record
AUGUCUAUCUCGGCACCGGAGCCAUGGCAAGAAAAGGCCACUAUCAAGCGAGCUCAAGUCGACGCGAGAAUCCCGAAAGCCUUCAUACUGCGUGAAGAAUUUCUCAUAGGAACAGAGUCCAGCCCAGAAAGUGUCCUGGACAUUCCUGCCAAGUGUGGCAUUUUAUCGCCGGAAGAAAUUGCCAUCACCGAAAACUACACUGCCAUUUCCUUAGCUGUUGCUCUCGCGACUGGCAAGCUGUCGGCGCUCGAUGUUGCUACUGCUUUUUGCAAGCGAGCGGCUAUCGCACAGCAACUGACGAGCUGUCUUACUGAGAUCAUGUUCGAUCAGGCCUUGGAGAGAGCAAGAUUCUUGGACGAGUAUAUGGAGAACGAGGGGCACCCUAUAGGACCUUUUCAUGGACUGCCAAUCAGUAUCAAGGACUCUUUCAACGUUGCCGGUGUACAGAGUACUCUUGGCUAUGUUUCCUUCAUUGAUCACGCUCCAGCAGACAAAAACUCUCCUUUGGUAGAUAUACUUCUGAGCCUUGGUGCCGUCUUACAUGUCAAGACAAACAUUCCCCAAACACUCAUGGUGACAAUUCGGACGGCUGAUUCCGACAACCAUAUUUUCGGGAGAGUUCUCAAUCCUCACAGGCUUUGUCUCAGUGCCGGUGGUUCUUCUGGAGGAGAAGGCGCCUGCGUCUCCAUGCGAGGUAGCAUCCUCGGCAUCGGCACCGACAUAGGCGGCUCCAUUCGUAUACCGGCACUUUGCAAUGGCAUCUACGGCUUCAAGCCAUCUUCAGACCGUAUUCCGUACAGUGGUCAGACGUCUGCUGGCAGGUUGGGAUCUCCCGGCUUUCCCGCAGCCGCUGGUCCUUUGGCCAAUUCUUUGGUAGACCUGGAGCUGCUCAUGAAAUCUGUCAUCGACGCCAGACCUUGGGAUCUAGAUGCGCAAGCACUGGCUGUUCCUUGGAACACUACUGGUGUAGAGAAGAACAGCAAACUCCGCGUUGGUCUGCUCAAGGAAGACUCGAAAUGGCCAGCAUGGCCGCCUGUACGACGUGCCCUUGAUUCCGCUGCCCGUAAGUUGGCAGAUGCCGGACAUGAGGUGAUCGAGCUUGAUUCUAAAAAUCCUAGUCUGGACGAGGGCCUCAUCAUCGCUUACGAGAGUUAUGCUCUGGAUCCUACACAACAAGCAGGUCAAUUCAUAGCUGUCUCUGGAGAACCUAUGACUGAAAGUCUCAAACGUACCCUGGUGGGUAGCCAAGCCCUUCUAAUGCGAGGAGGAAACGCACCUGGCUCAGAUGUAUUUGAUCUGAAUGUCCGUAAACGAGAUUAUCAAAGAAGAUGGAAUGAAGUAUUCGUGAAUCUGAACAUCGACGUGGUAUUGUGUCUCGGGGCGCAGACGACAGCGCCUCCGCACGACACGUUUGGCAUGGUUCCUUACACAGCCGCUUGGAAUGCUCUUGAGUUUCCGGCUGUUAUUGUGCCAUUCAUGAAGGCAGAUGAGACAAUUGACACGGAAGACCUGGCGACUCAAGAUCCAGAACAUCCUUAUUCGGCUGAAAAAGUUCAUGGUGCGCCUCUAGCUGUCCAGAUUGUUGCCAGGCGAUACCAUGACGAAAAACUCCUGGAGGCUUCUCAGGCAAUUGAUGCUUGUUUUAGAGCUUGA